AUCAGUUAUCCGUUUCAUGAUAGUGAGUCGGUUGAGUUGGUUUGAGUAAAAUGGCGGUCGUAGGAACACGGUUAUUCUCUCCGGAUGGACAAUAUUAUGCUUUUUGUGGUGUUAAUGGCAGUUUGAAGAUUUGGGACACCGCGACCAGUCGAUUUAAGCAUGAACACACGCAUAAUCAACAUCUCGCGACACCGUGCGGCGUCUUAGAAUGGAUGUCCGUGAGUUCGCAGUCGGCGGAACACACGUGGCAAUUACCACGGAAACGACGCAGAAGAAAGUCAAAUUCGGAGGAUGCAGAUCACAAAAUAGUGGCCAUAGGAACGUCGGUCGGCGAAAUUGCAUUGUACAACUUGUCAUCGACGCAUACAACUACGCUGAAGAACGACGGUGGCGUAGCUUGUACGGCGUUAACAUGGUCGGCCCGCACUGGCCUAAUCGCAGCCUUAGACGACUGUCAUCUGGUGCAAUGGAAUGGCCAACCGAAUGGCAUCAAGUGCAAGUGGAAAUCGGACGAUGAAAAAGUCACGGCACUGGCGGUUCUAGAAGACGGGAAGUCUUUGUUGACCGCGGGACAGUAUGGAGCAGUCAAGUGGUGGGACUUGGCGACAAAACAGUUGAUUCGUGCAUUUACUGGACAUACCCACCAAGUCACCUUUCUUCGUCCUGUUAAAAUAGAUCAUGAAACUAACUAUCUGGUCAGCAGUGCCUGUAUGGAAAACUAUCUUGGUAUAUGGUUGUUGGACAAGCACAAAAAUGACAAGACAGCGACAGUAUGGUUGUGCAAAAAAGGAGAGACUACGUCCAUAUCGACGUUAGUCACGGAGAAUUCGCAAAUCGUCGUGUUAGCCACUACAGACUUGGGUAAAGCGUUACUAUACAAGUAUCAACCGAACGGUCGUACGAAACCAUUGCAACCGACUCUCAGUAUCGAAAUUGUCUUGGACGUUAAGCAGAAAGAAGUCACGCAGAAGAUCCCUAUCGUAGCGGGUCAUUUGACUGAUGACGAGAAGGUACUGUUGGUGUAUGAUAACGACAUUAGUUUGACGUUCGAGAAGAUUGUACCAGACUUCUCCAACAAAGAACAACGUUUGAUCAGAACGGGCGUGAGGAACCCGAAAGAGAAGACGCAAAUAGAGUCUAGUAAAGUGAUGCCUACGAGGGAGGAUGAAAACGUCAAGUACUAUGGAUCAGGAACGGGAGUCUCAGCAACAAAGAGAGUCAGGACAAUGUCAGGCGGUUCGCAGUUACUACUGAAGGAUCGAUUAGAGAAUCUUAGCUUGAAUGCGGAUGCGAAUACGCCAGGUAGAUCACCGACGAAAGGAGCAAACAUGGCGCAAUUGUUGAUACAGGGAUUAAACUCCAAAGACAAAAAUAUCCUGACCACGGUGUUGUUUACGAAAAACGAAACCAUGAUUCGCAAUACUGUCGCAAAAUUGCCGGCGCAGGCGAUAAUACCGUUGCUCAAAGAGUUAAUCGUCAUGUUGCAAGGCAAAACAUAUGCAUGCAAAGUCGCGGUAAAGUGGCUGCAAAUCUUGAUCACGAAUUACGGAGCGCAUCUGUUGUCGCGAUCGGACAGGGCGCAGAUGCUUAGUCCUUUUCUGAGUUUCAUCGACGACAAGUUGAAUCUUUUCACACAGGUACAAAGAUUAAAAGGCAGGGUAUCCCUUGUGACGGGUUUGAUAUCGCAGACCAAUGAGGAACACGACAAGUACAUAACUCAGGAGGCUUUGCUUGUUUAUCGGGAUCAAGAUUCAUCGGAUGAAGCUCUCGAUGUAGACGACGUUAACUCUAGCAGCGAAUCUGAUGAUAAUUGGGAGGAGAUGUCGCAGCAGAAUGAGGAAAAUGAGCAGGACGAAGAGGAUAUUAAAAAUAUUGAGUCCGACAAUGAUCACAGCGCGGACGACAGCGCGGACAACAACGACGACAACGACGACAAUGUCGACGAAGAAGAAGACGAUAAUGCUAUGAGUACAUAGAGUCGUCGUCAUGUCGCGUCAAAAUUUCAUACUACAUAUGUAUAAAAAAUGUAUGAGUUUCUACAUGACGUUCGCUAUUUUAUUUACAUCAUGCGAGAACAGAGUUGGUCGUCUAAUCUUAAUAGCGUUACUGUCUGUAGUAACAAAAUACUUUUCAGAAAUAUUUCAAAAAUGUUAUAAGGCGUACACUUCUAAAGCGGAAUGAUGACAUUUUUGGUACAACGCGGAAACUCCACGGACACUUCCGUAGUACUUUUCAAAUAGUCAAUUGUGUUGAUUAUACACGUGUUAAAUAUCAAGCCGCACAUGUUUUGUGCAGUCUCUCAACUUAUCACUGAACAUUUUAUUUUGUACUUUUGUUUUCAAUCAAGGACUCUAAUAGUUGAAUUUGAAGUUAUGCCUUAAGAUGGUUUUAUAUAAUUUAUUCUAAUAAAACUACAGAAACUUCGCA
This is a messenger RNA of Odontomachus brunneus, 2427 nucleotides long. Its product is annotated as WD repeat-containing protein 43. The transcript has 6 exons. NCBI's taxonomy places the organism in Eukaryota, Metazoa, Arthropoda, Insecta, Hymenoptera, Formicidae. Gene Ontology annotation, cellular component: nucleolus. Gene Ontology annotation, molecular function: protein binding. The record is from RefSeq and is a predicted model, not a curated record. Bases 51 to 1976 code for a protein of 641 amino acids. Gene Ontology annotation, biological process: maturation of SSU-rRNA from tricistronic rRNA transcript (SSU-rRNA, 5.8S rRNA, LSU-rRNA).